Messenger RNA from Bombyx mori (domestic silkworm), 3554 nucleotides. RefSeq names its product la-related protein 6 (gene Achl). Gene Ontology annotation, molecular function: mRNA binding. Gene Ontology annotation, cellular component: nucleus. NCBI's taxonomy places the organism in Eukaryota, Metazoa, Arthropoda, Insecta, Lepidoptera, Bombycidae. The record is from RefSeq and is a predicted model, not a curated record. The coding region runs from base 1425 to 2648 and encodes 407 amino acids. Gene Ontology annotation, biological process: RNA processing. The transcript has a single exon.
CAUUCUUUUUUUAUUUGAACGACACAUUAUUAAUUUUUUUUAUAUCUUUCGAUAAUACAGCAUGUACAAACAAUUACAAACACAAUAAUAUGUGUAGUUUAAAUAUUAAAUACGGUUAUAUAGCAAAUACCGAACUUACAAUUAAAUUCUUCUUUUUAUCCUCUUUUUUUAUCAAAAAUACGAUAUCUAUCGUCGAUUCCGGUCUGAAUAUGAGAGCGAACUUAUAAAAUUAUUGUAAUGUCAUCGGUCCUUGAUGCGCGUCCAAAUUUUCUUAUUAUUCCAUUACACGCCUAUAAGCAUACACGCAUAUAAUAUAUUUUAAAUGUGUUAAUUUUACUAGUGGUAGGACCUCUUGAGAGUCCGCGCGGGUAGGUACCACCGCCCCGCCUAUUUCUGCCGUGAAGCAGUAAUGCGUUUCGGUUUGAAGGGUGGGACAGCCGUUGACAUACUUGAGACCUUAGAACUAUAUCUUUUUUUUUUUUAUUGCUCUUGCAGACGAGCAUACGGCCCACGACAUGAUGGUGAGUGGUUACCGUCGCCCAUGGACUUCAGCAAUGCCAGGGGCAGAGCCAAGCCGCUGCCUAUCUCAAGGUGGGUGGCGAUUUUCGCUGUAAAUUUCUAUGGACUCCAGUAACCACUUAACACCAGGUGGGCUGUGAGCUCGUCCACCCAUCUAGGCAAUAAAAAAAAACUUUUUUUAAAGUAUUUUUUUUUAUGCUCUUUAAUGCUCACAACAGUUUACAAAUGCUUUUCCUCAACGAGAGUCACGUAAAUGUUUGGAGAUUUUCAAGAAAUUCUCUCGAAUGUGAUGGCCGUUUUAAGAUGUUGGGUUUUUUCUUUAAAUUUAUAUCACUCAACAAACAAAAUAGCGAAAUUGAAAUGUUUUUUACCUCAAAAAAAAACAGCUUAGACCAUUACACACUACACGAAUUCUUAAUAUUCGUCAUUAAAUUAGAAGAGCCUGUAUUACAGCAAAAUUAUUCUGCAAUAACACGUCCUGUGUUUAUCACAUCUAAACAUACUAAAUCUCUCGUAAACAUCAGACAUGUUUCAUUGUUCCAAUUUCGUAAACCGUAACGCUGAAUUAUAUUUGCGCAUACGUAACAAUCGCGUGUAGGCACCAGACUAAAGCGUACAUAAUAUUUAGUAACGCGGCGCGCACGAAUCGACCCUAAUAUAAUUGAUUCUCAAAACCUUUAUUUGCAGCGUUCCGAAUUGCUCGUAGCGUUUAAUUAGCCCGCGAACUAACGUGCAGUCUGCAAUGUCAUCUUGUAUCAUUUCCGAAUGCCUCACUCGCGCCUUUUACUCGCACAUCCCCCCGAUAUUAUAAAAGAGGCGUUAAUUUGCCGCGCGCCCGCAGUCCGAAUCGCGCUACCGAGCGAGCUCCACGCUUGUUAUGCGAUAGAGUUUUACGCGGCUCACACAUGGAGGGCACAUCUCCCUCCAGUCCGCGUCCCAACGAGGACGAGGGGUUCGCCACCGACCGCCGCCCCUCCACAGACGACCACGCCGACUCUUCGGACUCGGCGUCUGAUGCCGGCUCCGGCGGCGGCAAGGAUUCAGGCUGCGAAGUUGCAACCGAGACCCAGGAACCGCCCUAUACGCCACCGGACGAGGAAUUAGCGAACAGAAUUGUGUCACAAGUCGAGUUUUACUUCUCGGACGCGAAUAUUACGAAAGAUGCGUUUUUGCUCAAACACGUCAGAAGGAAUAAGGAAGGUUACGUCUCUCUCAAGCUGAUCUCGAGCUUCAAGCGCGUCAAGCACCUCACGAAAGACUGGCGGGUGGUCGCUGAAGCCUUGAAGCGCUCGACUAAGUUGGAGAUCAAUGAAUUAGGAACGAAAUUGCGCAGGAUAGACCCGCUCCCGGCCUACGAUGAAACCACCCCCUCCAGGACUGUGGUGGCUGUCAGAAUGCCUGUAGAAAAGCCGUCUGUCGAGAACGUAUCCCGUUUGUUUGCUGGUUGCGGCGAGAUUGCUCUAGUUCGAGUUCUGAGACCGGGGAAUCCGGUGCCGGCAGACGUGCGCCAGUUCCUGAACAAAAAUCCUAGUUUAGUAAACUGUGUGUGUGCUUUAGUUGAGUUCACGGAGUCCGAGUCGGCCAGGGAAGCGCUCCGGCUGCAGGCUCCGGGAGACGAAGGUAUGCGAGUGUAUGAAUUAAAUGGAGUGCCCCGGGAACCGAAGAGGAAAGCUCCUAUACGACGACCCUCCGCGAUACCGCAGCGCCGCCACGAGUGCGAAUAUUCGUCGUGCUGUAGCGGGUCAGAAGCCGAAUAUGACUACAGAUACGGAGCCCCGUUCUACAGAAGGAACUCUAGUGGCUUCUUCGCUCCCCGGUCACCUGAGAUCCAAACGUGGGUGCCGCGGCGGCCGUCCACUUGCAGUCACAGCUCGGAUUCGGGCGUUUCGUUCUAUUGCAACUCUCGGAGGGCAUCGCAGGCGAGUACGGGCAGCACCAGCAGCGCUGAGGGUUGGCUCGCGCGUCGGUUGUCGGGCUGCUCACUGACAGGGACCGAGUGUGGCGGCCGGAGGUUGUCGUGUACGCCCCGCUUUGAGCCCCGGACGCCCGUAGUGCCCGACGGGACGAGGGGCUUCCACGCCGCCGCCCGCCAACGUAGAAUCUCGGACCUCGCUCUGUACUCGCGCUAGAAAGCGGCCGCCAACCGUGACACCUUUCUAAUGACGUUGGAUAACUGCCUUUCACGUUGUGCCCGCGCGGUUUUUUUAAUCUAUUUUUUUAGGAGGAAGUGUAGCACGCGUUCCGCCGCGUGGAUCCGCGUACCGAACUGAAUCGCGGCUUACCGUCUUCUCGUGUGAUCGUAAGCUCAUCUAGUUUUACAUAAAUUGCUGUGUUAAUUGUUAAUUUAUAAUCGUUUGUAAUUUAUUAGAUUUUAUUUAUUUACGUUCGCGUAUUUAUUGCGAGUAGCGCGUCGCCGUUGUGUUUUCGACUGAGUUACGUCAGAGUUGUGGGCACAAAACGUUUAUAAUGCAAAAUCGACUGUCUCAAUGAAGAUCGAGUCAUCAGCCGACAACAGCGGUACGGCCAGCGGCGAGCUUGCGUAAUCGAUACGAACAUAUUUUAUUUCCUGUAAUGGCGACCGUAAUUCCGCUGCAUCGGCAAUUAUUACGAGCGACGCGUUUUUUUUUUUUUUUUAUUACUAACUCUUUUUUCAUUUUUUGUAUAUCAAUGUAAUUAAGUCAAUUAAUUUAAGUCAGUCGCCAUUUCAUGUACUUAAGUUUUAAGUUAAGUGUCGUGAUGUUGUACGCAGCUCGCCCGGGUUGCGUCAUUUAUUUAUAAGUAACUUUCAUUAUAAUGUAUUUUAUUUUCUUAUUUAUUCCUCUUUGUAAAUAGCAGAGAAGGUUGUUACGUAACAACUGACAGCACAAUCAUUACGUGUACUCUACUCUGUUCAAAUCGAUAUUGUUAACGAUCGAAUCGCCUAUAAAUUUAAUAUUCGAAUGAUUUUGAAUGAUUCGAUCGCAAAACGGUAUCCGUUCUAGUUUUAAAUUUGUAAUUAGGACGAUGAUAAUGUAAUUAUAAGUUUUUUGGAGAAA